AUGGCUACCCGCAUGCGUCCUACAUCCAUAGGGUCUAGGAUGGAUCCAGACUCUGAGGACGUGCAGCGGCAUUAUAUGUUACGCACCCGGAGAGAACGGGAUUCAGAACUUCAAGCGGUAUGCACCCUUCGGGAUAUGAGAAAAGAGGAAACUGUGGUCAGGGAUGAGGGCUAUUCAGGGUAUUUUGCUAAAAUAUCUUCCUGGGUGGCGAUAGGAUUGCGCCCUGUGAGCAACAAGCGAUCUUCAAGGGAUGUCCGCGAAUAUGAUCUUACAACUGCAAAUGCAGCGGCUAGUUAUGUAACUCGUGGUAGUUACUCAAAACCGGCGGCGACGAAGAAGCAAGAUGUCUCCUCCCUUGGCAAGCAUGAGGAUGAGCCACUGAGCUCAAUAGGGUCAAAAGCCGCCUACGGAUCAUUUCGAGAUAGCGGAGUGUCGGGUUUAGGGGAUGAGGACUUCAAAGAAGAGUGGCAAGAGGCAAGAAUGGCGGCAACCGGGGCCAUGUCUUCUAGUCGGAAGCAGGCGGCAUCUAUGGGGAGUCCUCCUGAUGGGGUUUCUGAUCUAACUGAAGCCUUUUCAGCGGCAGCUAUAAGCCAUCGAGCCUCACAGCACGGGAGGCCCACUGCGGAGAGGAAUGUUGAUUUUCAACUAAGCCCUAAAAGGCCUUAUAACCCAGCUGUUACCAAUUCCCGGAGAGAGAUGUAUACCUCACACCCGCCGGUGAGUACUACACUCGAUGAAAAUCGGAAACGGGACACCCUACAAGCUGCAGCAGUUUCGAUGGCAAAGCAGAUGUAUGCAAUUAUACCAAAAGAGGAUGUCACCGGAGAUAUGGAAACCUCAAGUUUCACUAUGGAGGAGUCAGAGGAACGAACACCCCGGCAUCAGCGUCCUACGGGUGGAAGAUAUCAGCCAAAUCCUGAAGUUAGCUCUAUCCGAGCCAAUAACUACCGUCCCCGCUCACAGGAAUAUUUUGCCGCAACCAAGGUCCGACCACGAUCUGAAGGUUCAGCUGAGGGCGGAAGGUAUUUGGGCGGCUCAGUCAAACGAGCUCGCACUCAGUCUAGGCGUAACCGGAACGAAGUCUACUACGACGAUGAAAUUAUGGAUGCCGCGCAGAGGAACGUCAGGAGGAUGAUGGACAAUAUUGAUAAUCACAUCUAUAGUUAUCGCUCACGCCCAUCACCAGCGAUUAUGAGAGAAUGGGAGCGGCAUGCCAAUGAACUUGUUUUGGCAAACCGUGAAUCCACGGCCUUUGUCGAUGUUGGCCCAGAACAGAUGAGAGCCGGAGCGCCUCUACUCCCACCGAGGAAUGUGGAUGAUAUGGCAAGAGCAAGAGUGCGGCCAGCUUUGCACAACAUUGAUGAUCAAGUGGCAAGACAAAAAUCCAGAAGAAUAACGGAUAAACUGGAUGAGGAGCGCUACCAUCGUUUUAUUAAUUCCCAGAUGGAACGUGACAAGGAAGUCCAUCGACUUAAUAAGCAGAUAAUAGAUCUCAUGCGGCAUCCUGAGAAGGAAAUACGAUGGAAGCGGGACAAGAAGAGGUCACACGACAGAUACGUAUCUGAUGAUGAACAGGUGUCAACAUGGCCAUACCCUCCCAAGCGUGUGAGUGAUGAGGAAGAAAAGGGUGAAACUAUAUUCCAAGCUCUAGAAGGAGGUGGAAGAAUUCCAGAACGCCCUCCACGACCAUACUCUGCUCCGGGACCGGUUGAAGCUCCCCCUGAGCCGACAAGUCAUCCCGCAGAGACGGCUGAAGCUGCUGCUGCUGCUGCUGACGAGACCGAAAUAAGCCAAGAAAAUCCGGCUGUUGAAGAAGCAACCAACGAGGAAACUACUCUUACUGAGCAGGCUGGAACUCAGGCAAAACACAUCCGCAGGCAGAAAGCUAUUCACAAGACAUGGUUCACAAGACCGCAAGAAGAUGGCGCAGAAGGCGAGCCACCGUGCGAAAUAGAACGAAUUGAGGAACGGAUAGUGACCGAGAUCGAAAAAGAACGUCCCGCAACUCCUGUCCAACCCAGUGCUCCAAUGGCUUUGGGGGCAUUGAUACCCCCUGACAGUCCACGCCAUGCGCCCUCGAGCCAUUGGAGUAGCUCAAACGAGAGCGGGAUGGACUCGGGCCGUGGGAGCCCUGGAGCACAGAGGCAGGAAGAUGGAACCAGGCCAAAGAAACGCAUAGCGUUCCCCCACUUGUUCCAACGGCCUGCUAGGCGUAGUGGGAACCAGGGCUCUUUCACCGUCAACAGACGCUCUGUGCCCAAAGCUCCAAGUCCUCCUCGAACAAGUCCGGCACCUGGUGAGGCAGCAAGCGGGAGCCCGACUGUACCUGGAUCUAGGAUAUCCAGAUUCCAAGAGGAACUUUAA
This is a messenger RNA of Nannizzia gypsea CBS 118893, 2364 nucleotides long. RefSeq lists its product as hypothetical. Lineage: Eukaryota; Fungi; Ascomycota; Eurotiomycetes; Onygenales; Arthrodermataceae. The coding region runs from base 1 to 2364 and encodes 787 amino acids. The record is from RefSeq and is a predicted model, not a curated record. The transcript is spliced from 3 exons.